Penicillium verrucosum is the source of this 1494-nucleotide messenger RNA. RefSeq lists its product as uncharacterized. NCBI's taxonomy places the organism in Eukaryota, Fungi, Ascomycota, Eurotiomycetes, Eurotiales, Aspergillaceae. Bases 1 to 1494 code for a protein of 497 amino acids. The record is from RefSeq and is a predicted model, not a curated record. The transcript has 2 exons.
AUGGCCGAAACCCCAACGAAGCUCAAAGAACUUCUGGUUGUGACCCCACACUCUCGACGUGUGACGCAUAAACGAGCGUCGAUACCUUCACCCGAACUGUCAUCUCCUGACAACAUAUGCAUCAUGUCCCCCGAUUCUGUGUUCUCUUCGGAGCAGGAAGUUGUCUGUCUGAGUGACUCGCCCUUGCUUGCACCGUCAAAGAAUCUUUUCCCGCUAGGUGAGGCUACUAUCAAUAUGAGGUCCCAGGUACCGGAGUCAGAGUCUCCAGUAAUCCAGAUUCCGCCGUCUCGUCAUGUGGUCCUACCCUUCAACCUACGUGAAAAGCGAACUUUCCACCACGAUUCUGAUCAGCUUAUGCAACUGUUUCCUGGCACGAAGAAAAUUCUAUUUGAUGGCUAUUUCUUGGUGUUUUUGCUCGACUCCCUACCCCCAAAGCCGUGGCCGCUGACCAUUGCAGGUGUUCGACCAUAUUUCACAACGGACCCGAAUGAUGAGGGUCCAAUGCCAUCGAUGAAACGAAUGAGCAAAUCGCGUCUUUUUAUAGACGCUGAAAUCGACAUUACCCACCUUCCGCCUUCUCAAGUUGACAAUGCAUUUAGGCUCGUAUUUGAUUUCUUUACGAAAGCUCAAAUCUCCAUUACCCAAGUUCAGUACUGGGGCAAUUUCUUCAUGAUUGUACUGGAGAAUGAGGAUACGGAUCUUACUGCAGUUCCCCGCUCGAUUGGCUGCUGUAUCUGUUUUUAUCUGUUUGAUAAUGAGGUACGACGACCGACACAGGACCAACUUCCAGCCCGCAGGCUUACAGAAUCGACUGGCGAUGUUGUCGAUAAUAGCAAGUAUGAUAUCCUGCGUCCCGGCGUCAUGUUGAGCUCUGGUAUGCGUUCUCCUACCGAACACGAGUAUCUUUCUACUUCUGGUGCACUUAUUGAGGACUCUAACUCCGGCAAGCGGUAUAUCACUGUUGCUUCCCAUGGGUUUCCAUAUGGCGACAAAGUUUUCCAUCCGAGUGCUAACGGUGAAGAGAUCGGUCAAAUCAUCAUGAAGAUCACACAUACAGACGUCGCAAUGGCGAAAUUGCAUGACGAUGUCCCGUAUGUGAAUGACACUUUCGAGAGCUCCAUUGAAGGAAUGCAACCUACCCAGUUACGAAAUUUCGCCACUGUGGAUAGCUUGAUGCCUGGUGAUAUGGUCUACAUGAAUAGCCCCUUUGUUGGUUAUUCUGAAGGUGUCUGUGGACCUCACACCCGCGACCGAAUUCCCUGUGAUGACUCUAGCCAACCUUCAUUCCAAUGGAUUAAAACUCGCUGGUGCUAUAUGGGUCAAGGGUCCACCGAAAGUCUCCAAGAUGGUGUCUGUGGAUCUGCGAUUUGGGAUAAGGAUGGAAACGUGAUUGGGUUCUUCCGUUUUGCACCGACGUCCGGUCACUUUUUAGACUGGUCUUUCUGUGUCGGAGCUGACCAUGUCAUUGAACGUGGCUUCAAGAUUGCGAAAUAG